AAGUUUUAACCAGUUGAACUUACAGGAAUCUGGCAUCUUCACCUUCAGAUUGUAUAAGACAUGUUGAAAUAUUUUGCUGUUGCCUGACACAAUUUCUGUGUGAAGUCAACUGAAACAAAUCUAGAAGUAGAUCACCCUUAUGUAUUCAACUGCGUUGAAUCUGGACAAAAUGUACCCAGAAAAAGUGAUCAGUUGGGUCUACCAACUGAUCUUGACAUGCUGUAGGUUUCAAUGAAAAGCGAUCAAACAAGAGGUGGAUAGACUAGAGGACACAGGAUGUCCACACCAGCUUGUACAGACAUCAACAUCUACAUGUAGCAGUUUUCAGACACUGGAUUCAACACAAGUGAACAAAAGCACUGAUGACAAUGUAAGCAAAACAAUCCAGAGAUUACUACACCAAGCCACUUUCAUGGUAGAAAUAUCUUGCAGAGGAUCCAACACUUAGGAAUACUUUGGUGUGACAGCAUGUGUAAAUGUUGACAGAGCAAAGAAACUUGGCCUUCAAGUAUUCAAAUCAAUGCUAAGACAGCAGUGAAGAUAGAUGGAGAAUUAGAACAGUUUGACCCAUCAUGACAGCAGCUACCUGUGAUGAUAUCAUGGGAGUCCUAUCUGUUUUCCUCAAAGAACAAGCUAAAGAUGGCACUGGAGGAGAGCCCACGAGCUAGUCGAUCCCGAAAUAGAGAAUCCUGUGUGCCUUCUCUCCCACCUCUCUCAAUCAAUACCAUGACACAGGGUCAGCUGCGAGAAUUUGUCCCUGCUCUGAUGAAGGUAGUCAGUGGGAGUGGAGAUAGUACCCGUGCACCAGGCCUUAUUCAGAGACCUCACUGGUGGCCACCAGAUGUACCCCUCUGGUCAAAUGCCACAGGCAGAAACAAAGAGGCAGCAUUCACUGAAGCUAUGAAGAAGGUUGUGCGGAACUGCUACCACCAUCUUGGUCAGGAGUCGCUGCUGUCCACCGGCAAACUCAAUGAUUGGAAGACUGUCGUAGCUCAUGGACAGUCUCGGAGACAGAAUUUCAGUGCCAACAAUAGCUCAGAUCUGCUAUGUAGGACUCCAGACCUGAUCAAGAGUGGCAAGAAACCGUUCGUGGAAAUCUAUGUGUGUUUCUUCUGUAACAAGGAAUUUUCUAAUAAAGAGGAAAUGAGAAAACACCAACUGAACUGUACUGAGCGUCCACAGGAGUUACAAUCUCUCAACACCCCACCUCCUGCAACCAAACGUAACAAGUCUAAAGUGAAGUGUCCAACGUCCAGCCCAACUACUGUCACUCCGCCAAGAAGCCCCACCCUAGAAAGCUAUCUACAGAAGCUUCAUCUCAUUCCUGUUUCUAAAGCCAAGAAGUUGAGAGCAUCAACUAGAAAAAGUACAGACCUUGACUGUGCUAAGAUUGAUUUCAGUGAGCCAGAGACACCUGUCUCCCCCACAACUCCUAAGACACCAAAACUGUUAAUAUCUCAGUUGAGUCGAGAUGAUUCGGGGCAGUGUAAGCGACGUCUGUCAUAUCGGAUUCAGGAAGAGCACAGUGAUUCCGACAGUGUGGUCAGUGGCAGUAGCGAGGACACAGAGGAGAAGCAGCCUCCCCGCAGGACAAAGUCACUACUCAACAUUGAGUUGUCCUCACUCCUUGGACAGAGGAUUCAGAAACAUCUGAAAUCAGAAUCUAGCAUUUGUGUUGUGGCUAAUGCAGAGGCUUUCUGCAAGACCCCUGUAAAGAAUCAUUUCCUUGAGAAACUAAGAAAGAAGGAAAAUGUAUACCCUGUUACAUACAAACCAAGGAAGAAAAUCAAGAAACGACCACAUGUACAUGUGUACUCCUUUACAAAACGUCAGAGGCGAUUGCAUUUUAGGAGGCUGGAAACAGGCUUAGAUAAGAAGAGUCGUUUGCUGGCCAGAUCUUUACCCAAAUGCAAAGUUGUUAUAGGCAGGUUGUCAAAGCAAGGUUUAAAGUACUGGCUUGGUCGUAAAGAGAGUCAACAAAAGAAAAUUCAAUGCAUAUUCCCUGAAGGACCAACAUUCCUCUCUGAAGACAUUGACAAAAUGCUUGGUUUGAGGAAGAAGAACAAGUCACCAAAGCCAGAAAGGAGCCUGUCCCUGGCCAAUGUUGUAUCUGAGGACACUAAUGCUGAAGUGUUGCAGCAAAAGGUAGCUGUGUAUAGAAGUCUGUUGUCAGAUCUUUCUUCCAGCAAGGAGAAAACACUUAUCAGCAUGUCACCGAGUAAACAGUCAUCUCAAAAACAUAUGAAGGGUAGCAAUCUGCAGGCAUCUGAGAAGUACUCCAAAAUGUCUGCCUCUUUGUUUACAGAUGACUACAUGGAAAACCCAAACCUGAAGGAUAGAUUCCCUCAACUAAAUUCUCUACUUGCAGCACCUUCUCUACCUGGUGAACCUCUAACCCCCUCCUCAUCAACCUCAUCUAGUCCUGUCUCCUCUCGUCAACUCUUUAAAAAGACUUUCAGUCAGCCUCUCAGAAUUGACAUACCUACUCAGGGCUCAAUUGGCAAGCAAAGGAUGAUAAGCCCAUUCUUUCCGAACUCUAGUCAUGGGGAUGGUUUAAGAGAUCACAUCUCUCCUGAUGAUUCAGUGUCUAUCAUCACUGUAUCAUCAGAUGAAGAUUCAUUUACAAAUUCUUUGUGUUGCACAGGAUGUAGACAAAGGCAGAAGUGUAAGUGCACGCCAGUAAAGGUUGAUCUCAAUACAGAUGUAAAAUCAUCACACAGUAAGGAGAUUUCAUCCAGUCGAAAUUGUUUUGGUCAUUUUUUGAAAAUGGAUGCCAGGCCUAAAGCAGCACAUCUCCCAGGUACACAGAAGAAGACUAAAGAGAAAAAGGAAUGCAAUUUUACUCACGAGGGAAAGAAAGUUAAAGAGACCUCAACAGAACAUAAAAAGAAACAGCAAACUUUAGUUGGAGGGAAACUGAAAACUAAGAAGACAGGUGAAAAGAGAUCAAAAGAGUCUUCAGUACAUGCUGAUGUUAAGGAAAGUAAAAAAAGUGUGUUGGUUUCAGAAAGCAAAAAGAAAGCUGAUGCUAAAGUGACUAUCAGAGGCCAGUAUGGACUGCGCAAACAGGCAAGUUCCAGUAAAGGGAUUGUGAAAUUGUCUCUUAGGUCCAGCCCUGUCAAUAAGAUAAAUCCUACAAAGAGACUUACAAAACCUGGGUUACGAAGUCAUAACUCUGCCCCUGCAAACUAUGCAGGGAAAGGUCUGAAGAGACGUGCAUCAGACACCCCAACGAAAAGUGCUAAUUUAUCAAGUCCCAAGAAAUCCAAAUUGGAUGUGCUAUCACGACCAAGAAGGAACUCUGUUCUUGUCUGACUUCAGUCAAGCAGGAACUGGUGGUUGCUUCGUAGUUCACAGGAAAGACUAUAAAUUACAUAUGAGCAAAACAAUUGUUUUCCCCGUUUGUAUCCUUAUCUUUUAAAAUGAAUAUUAACGAUGUGAGAAAGAUCUUUUAGAAAGAAAUCAGUUUUAUUUGAAGUUGUAUGUUCAUUUCCCAAUCAAAGCCUAUUUUAGUGUUUGGGAUAUGUUUUAGGACAUUUUACAUUUUUAUAAACAAAGUGUUCUAAAAAUCUGUUUUCAACACACUAUUUCUUUAACAAUGGGAACAAGAGGAUUUUCUAGAGCACUUGUCACCAGAAUGUCAGGUGUACAGAAGCAUCCCUUGCCUCAUGUACACUGUACAUGUAAACACAAAGGUGCUGUACAGGAUGCCUUGUGGUUGCAUUUCACAUUACAUUUGGUAUUAAUGUAUGUAUGGUUACAGAAUCUCACCCAGGAAGCUUGUGAUGGUUUCAAGUAUUGCUAGUUACUCUUUAUAAUUGACAGUCUGUGUGAGUUAUCUGUUACACGUUAUUUCUGGAGUUUCACAAGUUGAUCCUUUAAUUAACAUUUCAUGUUUCACUUGUAAGAUCUGAUCCUGUU
Molecule: messenger RNA, 3921 nt
Organism: Haliotis rubra (blacklip abalone)
Lineage: Eukaryota; Metazoa; Mollusca; Gastropoda; Lepetellida; Haliotidae
Source: RefSeq, a predicted model, not a curated record